Messenger RNA from Leishmania braziliensis MHOM/BR/75/M2904, 2028 nucleotides. RefSeq names its product putative spliced leader RNA PSE-promoter transcription factor. Bases 1 to 2028 code for a protein of 675 amino acids. The transcript has a single exon. NCBI's taxonomy places the organism in Eukaryota, Euglenozoa, Kinetoplastea, Trypanosomatida, Trypanosomatidae. The record is from RefSeq and is a predicted model, not a curated record.
AUGCGGAACUCGCAGCGCUUGUGGUGCAGCAAGUUGGACCUGGAUGGCAGCCCCUCUCGGUACUUUCCCCGCUUCCGCCCGCGACGGCUGGUCAUGCCAGUGGAUCCGAGCGAUAUUCACAGCGACAAGCGGCAGCCUAACCCACAAUUCAUGAAGGUAAAAUCACAUAACCGUCAGCGGCGCCGCGCUGAGAUUCGCGGGGCUGUGCAGCUGGCGAGUGUUCCCAAGGAGCGCAGCGUGGGGGAUGUGUUCCGGCUGCUGAUGGAUGCCUGUAAGACGCAGAACUUGUUCUCCGAUGCUGCACUAACACCACUGACUGUGCGGGAGCUGGAGUCGCUUGUGAAGGCCUACGAGGCCGCUGGUGCAGCGCUGCGACGUCCUGUACACGAUCAAGCAGUUUCCCCCAAUCGUGGAACCCCGUCCGCCGGUGCAUCAGCAACUGAGCAGGGUUCUUCACGUAAUGACAGCGCGUUGCAGCACAGCUCUCCACUGUAUUCGUGUGCUUUCCAGGCGAGUCCACCGGCAGUAUCCACGCUGUCCUCCACCUCCGCUUCCGCCUUUGCCACUGCUGCGCAUACCCUCUCCAUUCGCGAAGUGGAUGAGAUGUGGUCGAUGCUCGAUCACACACCCCUCAACGCUCCCGUGCACGGCGCCCUCGCCCUACGCGGGGAUGCGCUGGUACGUUCCGUCUUGCUGGAGCUGAGCUAUUCUGCGUACCCGCGGCUGCGCUCAAAGCAUGUGCAGCAGCUGCUGCACGAGUCGACAGGGCUGCUACCGUGUGGCCGGGUAGCCAUGCGGAUCGGCCUCGCCGAGUACUGUGGCGUAGAAGGCGACAUCGCCAUGUGGCGUGAGCUCAAUAUCCUCUCAGAGCGUAUGCGCAUCGCGCGGAAGGAGGCCGCGGCGCACCUGCAGCGCAUCGAGAAGGGCGUAGCGGCGCAGCGCCGGUGGUACUGGCGGGCUGUUUUGCGCUCCGCCGCUGGACGGCUGAAAUUGUUUCCUGUGCACAAGGAGGACCUGCACCCGCGCAUGCAGUGGGUGCGCAGCUUUCUCUUGGCCUUCAUCGCCUUUGUUGAGGUGGCCGAGACCUCCGGGGACGCUUACGCCCGCGUGCGGCCACUCAUCUAUCACUUGUUUGCCAGUCAACUGGCCCGCCACGUACGGCGCCGUCAGAUCACUGAGGCUGCAGAGACCAUGGUUGCCGCCACGCCUAAGCAAGAGGCUUGUGUAGAUUCUGCCACAGCAUCUUCACCGGUGACUUCGUCCCUAUUGCCGCCUUUGGAUGAUAAUGAUGCGGGUGUGGCAGCGCUCCGCCACCGCGUCGCUGAGGAGCUGGCGCGCGUCAAGUCUCGCACUGCGGACGAGGAGGAGGUCUUGGAGGGUCGCAUGCACCCAAUGAACGCCAGGGCUGACCGGCGGCGCGAGCAGUUCGAGUCAAGCGGCGGCGCUCAUGGUACCCAGAUGCUUCGUAAUGAGGAGCUCGAGAGGCACGCGGAGGACUACGGGCAUCUUGCACCCCCGCUGGUGCUCCACGCACUUGAAUUGUCUAGCACGAAUGCGUUUAAGGAGGCUCAGCUUCUGCUUCGCUAUGCACCGCAGGUGCCCGAGAAACUGCGGCGAGCACCUAUCGACGUUGAUCAGGCUGUACGUCGCGUCGUGGAUGUGCAGGAAACGAACAACUACGCCUCACUGCACAGCGCACAGCAAUACCGUCAGGUGGAGUACACCGUGUGCCGCCUCUACGCUGGCCGUUACUGCCUAGGUGAGGGGAAGGGUGAGACGCUCAUGUCGGCGAUGCAGGAUGCAUCCAUGCAGAUGCUGUUGCAGUACUACCUCCGCUCUCCAGCGUCAGCGCCUUCGCCGCUCGAAUCGUCGACGCGGAAGGAGGGGAGCAGUGAUGGUGUGUGUCGUGUCAAUGCCAGUACUGACACCACUGUGACCGACCUUCCAGACAGUGAGAAGGGCAACUCGGGCGGCGUGCCGGCGCCGCGGAUUCGCCCGCCCAAGAUGGAGGAAGAAAUCGUGCUUUAG